AUGAACUAUGAAGGAAUAAAUAAUGAAUCAGACGUGAAACAUAGGUCCAAAAAUCCCAGAAAAGAAAAGCAAGAUAGCAGCAAUGGCGGAAGGAAAACUGCACCCACAUGUUCUCAUCUUCCCCUUACCCCUCCAAGGUCCAGUAAACGCCACCUUCAAAUUAGCAGAGCUUCUCUGCCUCUCCGGCAUCAGCGUCACCUUCCUACUCACCGAUCACAUUCACGGCCGCCUAAACCGUCACACCAAUCUCCAAUCGCGUCUCCUACAAUAUCCCGGCUUCCAAAUCAAAACCAUCUCCGAUGGCCUUCCGGCGGAUCACCCCCGCGAGGGCAACCGGUACAUGGAGUUGUUUGAUUCUCUCAAGGCCAAAACUAGGCCUCUGUUCAAAGAAAUACUGUCUACUUAUGAGGAUUCGCCGCCGGGACCUGUAACUUGCAUCAUAUCCGACGGGAUUUUGGAUUUUACCGGCGAUGUCGCCGAUGAAGUUGGAGUUCCGAUCUUCUUCAUACGCACUUACAGUCCUACUUGUCUCUGGAUCUUCUUCUGUCUCCCCAAACUCGUUCAAUCCGGCGAGCUUCCAUUUCAUGGAGAUGAUGAUUUGGAUAAAGCAAUAAAGGGCGUUCCGGGAAUGGAAACGUUUCUUCGCCGGAGGGAUUUGCCGGCGUUUUGCCGUUCCGGUGACAUAACCGAUCCAAAGUUCAAGCUUUAUACAGAAGAGGGCAAAGGGCUAUUGAAUUCGCGUUCUCGCGGUCUGAUUCUCAACACGUUUGAAGAGCUAGAUGGAUCCAUUCUCGCCGAAAUCCGAAACGUCUGCCCGAAUCUCUACGCCGUCGGACCGCUCCACGCCCACCUGAGAACUAAACUAUUAUUAUCCUCCGAAACGGCGCCGUUUCCCUCGUCUUCUUCGAACAGUUUAUGGCCGGAGGACCGGAGCUGCCUCGCGUGGCUAGACAAACAGCCGCGGAAAUCGGUGGUAUACGUCAGCUUCGGGAGCAUCGCCACGCUGACUAAACACCAGGUCAUGGAGUUCUGGCACGGGUUAGUGAACAGUGAACAGAGAUUCUUGUGGGUGUUCCGGCGAGAACCCUUCGCCGGAAAAAAUUCUCAGAGCGAGAUCCCGGCAGACCUGGCUGAGAGCAUAAAGGAGAGAGGAUUCAUCGUGGAAUGGGCUCCCCAGGAAGAGGUGCUAGCCCACACGGCAAUCGGAGGAUUCUUGACUCAUUCCGGAUGGAAUUCGGCCAUUGAAAGUGUUUCCGAAGGUGUUCCCAUGGUUUCUUGGCCAUACUUUCUGGACCAACAAGUGAACAGCAGAUUCGUAGAAGCAGUUUACAAUGUGGGAUUAGACAUGAAGGAUAGCUGUGAUAGAGUUAUAAUUGAGAAGAUGGUUAGAGAUUUAAUGGUGGAGAAGAAAGAUGAGUUGUUGCAGAGAGCUGAGGAAAUGGCGGGCAUGGCUAGGAGAAGCUUGGUUGAAGGCGGUUCAUCUUUCUGUAACUUUCAACGGUUAGUCAACGACAUAAAGUCUUCAAAUUCUAGGGUUCAUUAUCCUUAAAUAUCCAGUUCUUAGAUUCAGCAUGCUCAUUUCAACAACCUCAUACAACUCUUGCAUCAUAAUCUGAUUUUUUAUUUUGAAUUUAAUCUUAUCUUACAGCUAUUGA
This is a messenger RNA of Ipomoea nil (Japanese morning glory), 1655 nucleotides long. RefSeq names its product 7-deoxyloganetic acid glucosyltransferase-like. The coding region runs from base 83 to 1549 and encodes 488 amino acids. NCBI's taxonomy places the organism in Eukaryota, Viridiplantae, Streptophyta, Magnoliopsida, Solanales, Convolvulaceae. The transcript is spliced from 2 exons. Gene Ontology annotation, molecular function: UDP-glycosyltransferase activity. The record is from RefSeq and is a predicted model, not a curated record.